AAGAUACAUUUUGAUUGGCCGAGAUACAUCGCUUUCAACGGCUCGACCAAUCAGAUUCCGCGUUACUUAAAAUACGGAAGUUGAUACCAGGAAGCGGUAUAAAACAGAUUGAUAUCCUAGCAGCGCUCACAAGAACUAGCUCUUCCAACCUGAAGUAGCUGUUCGAGUCUUGGCACUAUCCUGAGGUUGUCUUGAAACUUUCUCUUUCGUUUUUUGUUGCCGUUCGUCACUAAAAACCGUAACAAUGUCGACUGACUGGUCACAGGACCCGGACUUCAAGUACCUGGCGGUAGAUCGUAUGAAGUUGAUGAAAGAACAAUCCGGGGCUUUUGAUGGCAAGAAAGCGUGUUGGGUCCCUGACGAGAAGGAAGGCUUCGUCAGAGCAGAUAUUGUCUCAUCUAAAGGUGAUGAAAUCACAGUCAAGGUUUUGAGCAACAGUCAGAAUAGAACAGUGAAGAAGGAUGACCUCCAGCAGGUCAACCCACCUAAGUUCGAGAUGACAGAUGACAUGGCCAACAUGACCUACUUGAACGAAGCCUCUGUGUUGAACAACUUGAGACAGAGAUAUUUCAAUGGAUUUAUCUAUACCUACUCUGGUCUCUUCUGCGUCGCUGUGAACCCCUACCGUCGUCUGCCAAUCUACCUGGACUCCAUCAUCUCCAAGUACCGUGGCAAGAGGAAGUUAGAAAUGCCACCCCACUUGUUCUCCGUAUCUGAUAACGCUUUCCAGUUCAUGUUGCAGGAUCGUGAAAACCAGUCCAUGUUGAUCACUGGUGAGUCUGGUGCCGGUAAGACUGAGAACACAAAGAAAGUAAUCAUGUACUUCGCCAAGGUCGCCGCUCAACUCCAGAAACAGACAGAGGAAGAGAAGGCAGCCGCCGCGGCCUCCAAGAAGGGUACCCUUGAGGAUCAGAUUGUGCAGGCUAACCCUGUACUUGAGGCUUACGGUAACGCCAAGACAACCCGUAACAACAACUCCUCUAGAUUCGGUAAAUUUAUCCGUAUCCACUUUGGUCCUACUGGCAAGAUCGCUGGAGCCGAUAUCGAGACUUACCUGUUGGAGAAGUCUCGUGUAACAUACCAGCAAUCGGCUGAGAGAAAUUACCACAUCUUCUACCAGAUGUUGACAAAUGCAAUUCCAAAAUACCAUGAAAUGUGUCUGGUACAGCCCGACCCAGGACUCUAUUCUUUUAUCAACCAGGGUGUGCUCACUGUCGAUGGUAUUGAUGACGUAGAGGAAAUGAAUCUUACUGAUGAUUCUUACGACGUGUUGGGCUUCACCCAGGACGAGAAGAACAGUUUGUACAAAAUCACUGCCGCUGUCUUACACGCUGGUGAGAUGAAAUGGAAACAACAUCCAAGAGAAGAACAGGCUGAAGCCGAUGGCACAGCUGAGGCUGAAAAGGUCGCGUUCCUUCUUGGUGUUAACAGCGGUGAUUUGCUCAAGGGCUUCUUGAAACCCAAGAUCAAGGUCGGCACUGAAUUCGUCACUCAAGGCAGAAACAAAGAUCAAGUUGUAUAUUCCGUUAGCGCCAUGUCUAAGUCAAUGUACGCUCGUAUGUUUGACUGGCUGGUCAAGAGAGUCAAUUUGACCCUUGAUACAAAAGCAAAGAGGAAUUACUACAUUGGUGUGUUGGAUAUUGCCGGUUUCGAAAUUUUUGACUUCAACAGCUUUGAGCAAUUGUGCAUCAACUACACCAAUGAGAGACUCCAGCAGUUCUUCAACCAUCACAUGUUCGUACUGGAACAGGAAGAAUACAAGAAAGAAGGCAUUGCCUGGGAGUUCAUUGACUUUGGUAUGGACUUGCAGGCCUGCAUUGACCUUAUUGAAAAGCCUAUGGGUAUCUUAUCCAUCCUUGAAGAAGAAUGCAUGUUCCCUAAAGCCAGUGAUAAAACAUUUGAGGAGAAACUGAUGAUUAACCAUCUUGGUAAGACGAAGAACUUCCAGAAACCUGUUAAGAGUCGUAAGGGAGGUGGAAGUGCUCACUUUGAGUUGGGUCAUUACGCUGGAGCAGUACCAUACAAUAUUACCAACUGGCUUGAGAAGAACAAAGAUCCAAUUAACGAAACUGUCGUUGGAAUCCUCGGCGAGUCAAAGGAACCUCUUGUUGCUGCUCUCUUUGCUCACCCAGCUGCUGCCGAAGGUGGCGGUGGCAAGAAGAAGGGAAAGUCCUCUGCUUUCCAGACCAUCUCAGCCGUGCACAGAGAAUCUCUGAACAAGCUGAUGAAGAACUUGUACACCACUCACCCCCACUUUGUACGUUGCAUCAUUCCCAACGAGACCAAGUCUCCAGGUGUCAUUGAUGCCGCUCUUGUACUCAAUCAGCUUCAGUGUAACGGUGUACUUGAAGGUAUCCGUAUUUGUAGAAAGGGAUUCCCCAGCAGAGUACUCUACGGAGAAUUCAAACAGAGAUAUUCAAUCCUUGCUCCAAAUGCCAUCCCACAAGGAUUUUGUGAAGGCAAACAAGUCACCGAGAAGAUUCUCGAAGCUCUACAAAUGGAUCCUGCAGAGUACAAAAUUGGUAACACCAAAGUUUUCUUUAAAGCUGGUGUUUUGGGUAUGCUUGAAGACAUGCGUGACGAACGCCUCUCCAAGAUUGUGUCUCUCUUCCAGGCUUGGAUCAGAGGUUAUAGUAUGCGCAAACAGUACAAGAAACUUCAAGAUCAAAGAACUGGAUUGUCCAGAAUUCAAAGAAACAUCCGUAAAUGGAUGGUGUUGAGGAACUGGCAAUGGUGGAAACUUUACACCAAAGUGAAGCCACUUCUCAGUGCUGCCCGUGCUGAAGAUGAGAUGAAACAGAUGGAGGAAGAGUUUAAGAAAUGCAAAGAAGAACUUGCUAAAAUUGAAAAAAUAAAGAAAGAAUUGGAAGAACAAAAUGUCGAUUUACGAAGGCAAAAGGAUGAUAUGUUCUUCCAACUUCAAGCAGAGCAGGACACGAUGGGUGAAUAUGAAGAAAAGAUGGAGACCCUCAUCAAGGCGAAGGCAGAUUAUGAAGCUCAAAUCAAGGACCUCGAAGAGAGAUGCAUGGACGAAGAAGAUGCCGCUGCUGAACUUCAAGCUGUCAAACAAAGGAUGGAGGAAGAGGCUUCUAAACUGAAAGCAUCUAUUGAAGAUCUUGAAAGCACUCUUGCAAAGGCUGAACAGGACAAAGCAACUAAAGAUAAUCAAAUAAGAACACUACAAGACGAAAUGGCUUCUCAAGAUGACAAUAUUGGCAGAUUGAACAAGGAUAAGAAGAAUUUGGAAGAAACUGUUAAGAAAACACAAGAAGCUCUUGCCGCUGAAGAGGAUAAGGUCAACCAUCUCAACAAAGUUAAGCAAAAACUUGAGGCUACUCUUGAUGAGAUGGAAGACAAUCUUGAACGUGAAAAGAAGGUACGUGCCGAUGUUGAAAAAGCCAAGAGGAAGGUUGAAUUGGAUCUUAAAUCAACCCAAGAAGCUGUUGAAGAUCUUGAACGUGUAAGAAAUGAUCUUGAAGGAAAUGUUAAGAGGAAAGAUAUGGAAAUAAAAUCUCUAAACUCCAAACUUGAGGAUGAACAGAGUCUCGUAGCUCAACUUCAACGAAAGAUAAAGGAACUUUUGGCUCGCAUUGAAGAACUUGAAGAAGAAUUGGAAGCUGAGAGAGCUGCUAGAGCAAAGAUUGAGAAACAGAGAGCUGAACUUGCCCGUGAACUUGAAGACUUAGGCGAACGUCUUGAUGACGCUGGUGGUGCUACCGCUGCUCAGGUUGAAUUGAACAAGAAACGCGAACAGGAACUGCUUAAGCUCCGACGUGACCUUGAAGAACAAGCACUUCAGUCCGAAUCUCAGAUUGCAUCCCUCCGCAAAAAGGCCAAUGAUGCAGCCAACGAGAUGGCAGACCAGGUCGAUCAACUAACUAAGACGAAGCAAAGAGUUGAAAAGGAGAAGAUGCAGCUGAAGAGUGAAAUUGAUGAUCUCCAUGCUCAAAUAGAACACGUCUCUAAAAACAGAGGAAUGUCUGACAAGAUGUCCAAACAAGUGGAGGCCCAGAUUUCAGAACUCAACGCUCAACUUGAAGAGAGUCAGCGCACAAUCAGUGAACUCAACUCAUCCAAGGCUAGAAUGCAGAAUGAAAAUGCUGACCUUUCCCGCCAACUUGAGGAUGCUGAAAGCCGACUGAAUCAGCUUGGAAGAGAAAAGGCUAACUUGGUAUCUCAACUCGAAGAAGCUAAGAGAGGUCUCGAAGAGGAGAGCAGACAACGUCAGAAACUUGCCACUGAAGUUAGAAACCUUCAGUCUGACAUCGAUUCACUGAGAGAACAACUGGAGGAAGAGUCUGAAGCCAAGAAUGAUAUGCAAAGGCAACUGUCCAGAGCAAAUGCUGAAGCUCAGUCAUGGCGUGUAAAAUAUGAAAGCGAGGGAAUGGCCCGUGCUGAUGAGCUUGAAGAAGCUAAACGUAAACUUCAAGCCAAGCUUCAAGAGUGUGAAGCUGCUUUGGAUACUGCAAACACGAAGAUCAAUAACCUGGAGAAGACAAAAACUAGACUCCAAGGUGAACUUGAGGAUGCUGUUGUUAAUGUAGAUAGAGCAAACUCAACAAUCAAUCAGUUGGAGAAGAGAAACAGGUCAUUCGAUAAAAUUAUCGCAGAAUGGGAAGCUAAGGUCCGAGCUUUGACAAAUGACUUUGAAAAUGUACAAAAGGAAGCACGUAAUUAUUCAGCUGAGGUAUUCCGCCUAAAGAUACAAUUGGAGGAUAGCAGUGAUGUUAACGAGACACUGAAGAGGGAAAAUAAGAACUUAACCGAUGAGAUCAACGAAUUAAAUGACCAACUCGGCGAAGGUGGACGAAUGGUACAUGAACAUGAUAAGGCCCGUCGUCGACUCGAAAUGGAAAAAGAAGAGCUCCAAGCUGCUCUUGAGGAAGCUGAGUCAGCUCUUGAACAAGAAGAGUCCAAAGUUUCACGUGCUCAACUUGAGAUCAACACAAUUAGGUCCGAAAUUGACAAACGCAUUGCCGAAAAGGAAGAAGAAUUCGAAAACACAAGACGUAAUCACCAGAGAGCUCUUGAUUCUGUCAAUGCAACUUUGGAAGCUGAGGUAAAGAGUAAACAAGAGGCUCAAAAAAUACGCAAGAAGCUUGAGCAAGACAUUAAUGAACUCGAAGCGUCUUUGGAUGUCAGCAACCGCACCAGGGCAGAUGCUGAGAAGAAUGUGAAGAGAAUGCAAGAAAUACUUAGGGAAAUGCAGUCCGCUAUUGAGGAAGAACAACGCAAGGCAAAUGAUGCCCGUGAUGCAUAUGAAAUGGCUGAAAGACGUACUAGUGCCGUUCAAGCUGAAUGUGAAGAAAUCCGAUCUGCUCUUGAGUCAUCAGAUAGAGCACGUAAAGCAACUGAAAAUGAACUUGUUGAAACCGCUGAUCGUGUCAAUGAGCUUGCUGCUAGCCUCCAAAGCGUAAGUGGUCAGAAGAGAAAGCUUGAAGGCGACAUUGCCGCUAUGCAAGCAGAUUUAGACGAAAUGAGCAAUGAAGUAAAAUCAGCCGAAGAGAAAUCGAAGAAAGCUGCUCUUGACGUUCAGCGUAUGACCGAUGAAGUGCGUUCUGAAAAGGAACACUCUUCUUCUAUUGAGAAAAUGCGCCAUGCCCUCGAAUCCCAAGUGAAAGAACUCAAUCUCCGUCUUGAUGAGGCUGAGGCAUCUGCAUUGAAGGGUGGCAAGAAAUUGAUUGCUAAACUCGAAUCAAGGGUUCAACAGUUGGAGGCUGAAUAUGAAGCUGAGCAAAGGCGUCAUGCAGAAACUCAAAAGAAUGCCCGUAAAGCUGAUCGCCGUCUGAAGGAACUUGCCUUCCAAGUUGAUGAAGAUAGAAAGAAUUCUGAAAGAUUGCAGGAACUCAUCGACAAACUUCAAGGCAAAAUCAAGACAUACAAGCGCCAGGCCGAAGACGCUGAAGAAGUAGCUGCUGUUAAUCUCGCAAAAUACCGCAAGGUUCACGAGGAGCUUGAGGAUGCAGAGUCACGUGCCGAUACCGCUGAGAAUAUGUUGGCUAAGGUUCGCGUACAAAACCGUAGCAUGUCUACCAUGCGCAGCGGCAGCACAAUUAUGCGUUCCUCCGUUACGGCGUCUAGCACCACGGAAUCUUAAGCUACUUAUGUAACUUAUUAGGAUUUGUGACUUUAGUUUAUCCCAAUCGACUUUCCUUGACCUCAUGUCUACAUUUAUUCGCUCGUCGUCUGGUGAGGGUGAUGACAAUAAAACCUGGAGUCCACGAUUUAGCCAGUUCCUUCCGUUUCCGGUUGCCUUCAUUUUAAAAAAAACUUCCCAUAUACUCGGAUAACCAUUAAUUCUAAUCGAUCCUUUGACUUACACACUUAAGUGCAAGCUUUAAGUUUUGAGAAUUUGAAGUAUGGAUGUCUAUUAAUACACAACGAGACACUACAGACUUUAUGCCAAGACUUAUUCAAGACAACCUUAUAGACGUCGCUACUCUUUUUUUUCUUAAUUCAAAGCAACGCAUAUGGAAAACAUUAUAAAAUGUAAAUAUGAUAAUUUAUAAUAAACAGGCAUUUAAACGUGAUGUGGAAUAAGUGUGUGGAAUAUAAAAACAUAUAUCUCAAGACACUUUAGACAACUUAACUCCAGCUGAUCUCAAAAGCUGUUUGUAGUUAUGAGGUCAUUUAUGAUCUCUCACUGGACUUUAUAGUUGUAUGUUUGUUAUUAGCAAUACCGUAUGAUAAUGAUAAAUUUGUCGUGCAUUUGCUAAACUGUUUGUUGUGGAAGACAUGACAUCCAGUAGAAAAUAAAUUAUUCAUAACUUUUA
Molecule: messenger RNA, 6773 nt
Organism: Ruditapes philippinarum (Manila clam)
Lineage: Eukaryota; Metazoa; Mollusca; Bivalvia; Venerida; Veneridae
Product: myosin heavy chain, striated muscle-like
Exons: 31
Coding region: 245-6097 (1950 amino acids)
Cellular component (GO): myosin complex
Molecular function (GO): cytoskeletal motor activity; ATP binding; actin filament binding
Source: RefSeq, a predicted model, not a curated record